This is a messenger RNA of Electrophorus electricus (electric eel), 1281 nucleotides long. RefSeq names its product tumor necrosis factor b (TNF superfamily, member 2) (gene tnfb). Gene Ontology annotation, biological process: immune response. Gene Ontology annotation, molecular function: tumor necrosis factor receptor binding. The record is from RefSeq and is a predicted model, not a curated record. Gene Ontology annotation, cellular component: membrane. NCBI's taxonomy places the organism in Eukaryota, Metazoa, Chordata, Actinopteri, Gymnotiformes, Gymnotidae.
AUCACUGGACUUUCCCGUUCUUUUUCAUAUAUGCCACUGCAGCUCCAAUAAAAACACAUUCAACACAAGACAUCUUUAAACAAUAAUCUGAGUGAAACACUGAAAUACCUGCUGUCAGAGUCAUAUACAGAGUCACCAACUGUGAAAUUAGCGAACCAGCGUGAAAUAGAGGUCUACAAAAUGACAGCAGCAGAUCUUGAAAUGGGUAUGGAGGAUGUUUACCAGAAAACGGUGACGAGCAUGAAGCCUUCUUCUGGAUCAGAGAUGUGGAAGAUAGUGGGAGCCAUCAUCUUGGUAGUCCUCUGUGCCACAGCUGCUGUCUUUUGCACAUGGCGUUUCACGACUCAGGGUCCGCAAGAAGACAGACACAAGGACAUGCACAGCACCCCUGGCACAGCACACUCCCAGACAAUGCUAAAACGAAUAGUCAAGAACAGAAAGGCUGCUAUUCACCUCCAUGCUUCAGGUCAAGGCAGCAAAGAAAAGUCACUCCAGUGGGAGAGUGAUGUGGACCAAUCCUUUUCCAAGGGUGGACUCAGGCUGAAGGACAACAUCAUCCUCAUUCCAUCUGAUGGCAUCUACUUUGUGUAUAGUCAGGCAUCGUUCGCCGUGUCCUGUGGGUCAAGUGAGGAAGACAUGGUGACUCUGAGCCACACUGUUCUGUGGUCAUCUCUUGCGUCCCCUUCAGCUGAACCAAAGGACCUGCUCAACGGAUUUAAAUCCGUCUGCCAAGCCAACAUGCAGGGGCAGAAGAAUGAGGACCUCGUGUACGACGUCAUCUAUCUUGGUGCCAUCUUUCAGCUUCAUAAAGGGGACAAACUCUCAACGGAGACUACCCAUGCUAAUGAAAUCGAAGACCAUGGUGCCAAAACAUUCUUUGGGGUGUUCAAACUGUAAGAGUCUUGAGGUCACAUAAGACCUGUGAAAGUGCAAAGACAAACUGUUUUAUGUUAAAACAUACAAGUUCUAAUUCUCAGAGUGUGGAAUGUGAGAUUGCUAACUGCUAACUGAAUACAUGACACAAUGUGUCAGAACUGCUGGAAAGCUCUUCAGUCUAUUGAUUGUAUUACAGUAUAAUGACUAGUCUGCUAGUAAAUCACUCAGCUGAUGAACAGGAGAUCACUACUCCUCAGAAGUCAAUAGGCCAGUAAAGUAAGCUUGUAUAUAAUAUAUACUGAGAAACAUGCUAACAUAGCUCACUACAGUAUGUGCCUAUGUUGUAACUACUGCACUUUUUCAUUAUUGUUUCAUUAUUCAUUCAAGUCAAGCAAAUAUAUUUAA